AUGUGUGGUCCAUGCCAAAGGGAAUGGAUUAUCCGCAUUCCGGAUCGUUAUGUAUCAAACGGAGCAGUAGCUCGGAAGACAAUGGAACUCGGAGAAAUGAAUCUUGAAGUGGAGCUGGAAGAUGAAGACCAGGAAUGUAUACAUCACUAA
Loa loa (African eye worm) is the source of this 150-nucleotide messenger RNA. RefSeq lists its product as hypothetical. Bases 1 to 150 code for a protein of 49 amino acids. The record is from RefSeq and is a predicted model, not a curated record. NCBI's taxonomy places the organism in Eukaryota, Metazoa, Nematoda, Chromadorea, Rhabditida, Onchocercidae. The transcript is spliced from 2 exons.